Molecule: messenger RNA, 981 nt
Organism: Saccostrea echinata
Lineage: Eukaryota; Metazoa; Mollusca; Bivalvia; Ostreida; Ostreidae
Exons: 6
Coding region: 74-688 (204 amino acids)
Source: RefSeq, a predicted model, not a curated record
AUCAAUCUGUUGCAAGGUUAAGAUACUGCAGAUUCUUUCAUUACUUUUGACCUUUAUUCUUCAGUAUGACACUAUGCCAUGUACAGCAUCGGAAAAGACACUGACGGAAGUGAGUCAAUGCCCAAAAAAUCAGCUAGAAUGGGUAAUAGAGGCGGAAAAAGCAAACUGUUCAUCCGUUUAUCAAACUUGUGUUGAAGCAGAAGAGUUCGUAUUCCAUUGUGUUUUAAACACAAAACUGACAGGAUUUCUCCAGGUUUGUGCCCCAGCAAAACCAAUUCACGGCAAAAUGUGUCCAGAAUACAAUAUUAGAGGCAACAUAAUUCAGGAGAGUUUAUCUGCAGGUUGUGGGACAGACAGAAUCCCAUGUCCUCCUGUAUACCUAUCAACAGAGGCAUAUAAAUAUCAGGAAUGUUACCAUUCUGUCAAAUACAACGAAAACAAAACUGAAAACAAUGGAACAGAAUUCAAUCUCCACAACAGUAAUUGUAAAACAGAAAUAACAUAUUGCUUGGAACUAUUCUCAGUUCUGGCUGGAGUUCUGAUACUCCUGAAUGUUGGUUGCUAUUUUGGGAUUUGGCGUAAGAGAUUUAUGGAUAAGGGAAAUCCUGUUACACAAUUACCAUUGUCUGACGUGAAUUGUCCAGAAACGAGUGCAAUGAUAAACGACAGACAUGUGGAUCAUGGAUGAAUGGUUUGAUUCAAAAUCUAAAAUGAGCGGAAAUCAUUUUCGAUCACUGUUCAUUACCUUCACCUUCUUCAUUUCUAUUCAAUCGUAGAAAGUGCAAGAGUGGAUUUUUUUUAAAUAUCCAAAGGAUGGUGAAGAUUUGGACCAUAUUAUUUUGAAUUCUUAAAUAACCCACACAUUUGUUUUAUUUGCAUGCAUUUUUUAUAUUAUUCCUAUUUUCCGAGUUCUAAAAACACUUCAAAAUUAAUCUUAAAAAAUCCGAAUUCAUUACUUAAAUUUUCUUUCUUCUUUAUUUU